UCAAUUGAUAUUUGUAGUUGAUAUUUGUAUUUUCUCUUCAUGCAAGUCUAUUUGACCUUAUGAACAAGUUGGAUAGCAAAUAAAUAUUAUUAGUGCGCCCUAGGAAAGUUUCAACAAUGCUUUUGAGUCUUUGAUUUUCCUCAUUUUGCGCUCAUACCCUAAAAUGAUCUCACAAAAUGGAUAUACAUCGUGGAUAGCCCAUAUAUCACGGUCGGCCCCACAGAGCCCCCUGGUUGGACCGAGUCCGCGCAAUCCACCUCUCAUGCAAUGUAUCUAAAUAUCUGAGUAUGACGUACAUACAAUUGCUAAUUAUUUUAUCCUUUUAUAAACCAAGGUCGACAAUCUCAAGAAAUCAGGACAUUCUUCGUCCACCGUUCAACGGAUCCGUGUCCAAUUAUAAUAAGGAAAACGAGGAACCAUGCGUUUGAGUUGCAAUUUGCUUCUUUGGAUGCAUUGAGAGAGAUUGCACGCAUGUGUUUGUUUUUUUGUUUGUUAAUGUAGGCCCCAUGCACCGAAUUACAUAUGCAAUGAUGCACAGAGGACAACAAGCAUUUGGCUUUGUCAUAUGGGAUGUUUGUUUUCGUUUUCCAAAUGGAUUUGAAUUUAAUAUCUUGGUUUAAGUGUCUAUGUAAGACACGGAUCCCUGCCUUUAUUUUAGUAAAGAUCUUAGGUAUAAAACCAAAACCAGGAAUUGGGUUUUAGUCAAAAUCCUGUUUAGCAUCGUUUCAAUGGCGGAGAUAGGAAAACCGUUGCUGAAGAAAGUGUACUAUGAGAAUUGCCCUGGUUGUAAGCAAGAUCAAAUCAAUGAAGAACGGCGCGGAAUCCCUUUUAAGGAUUUCUUGUUUAUUUGGAUCGUGAUACUUUGCGCUGCAUUGCCAAUAUCUUCCCUAUUUCCAUUCCUAUAUUUCAUGAUAAGAGACUUUCACAUUGCAAAAAAUGUGCAAGAUAUCGGAUAUUAUGCAGGUUAUGUAGGAUCUGCUUACAUGGUGGGAAGAGCUUUAACUUCUGUCUUCUGGGGAGUAGUAGCGGAUCGAUAUGGACGAAAACCCGUUAUAAUAAUUGGCACCGUUUCAGCGGUUGUGUUCAACACUCUCUUUGGCUUAAGCACAAGCUUUUGGAUGGCGAUUUCAACGAGGUUUCUUCUUGGAUUUUGCAAUGGUCUACUCGGCCCAAUAAAGGCAUAUGCUAUUGAAGUCUGCCGUGAAGAAUAUCAUUCCUUGGCAUUAUCACUUGUUAGUACAUCAUGGGGCAUAGGAUUGAUUAUUGGUCCAGCUGUUGGAGGUUUCCUUGCACAGCCUGCAGAGAAAUUUCCAAGUAUAGUUUCCAAGAAUUCUCUAUUUGGGAGGUUUCCAUAUUUCUUACCCUGCCUUUGCAUAUCACUUUUUGCACUAGUGGUCUCCAUUGCUUGUUAUUGGAUUCCGGAAACACUGCACAAUCACAAAGAUAAAGUCCAAGGCAGGCACAGCUCAUUUGAUUCUCUAGAAGCUUCCUUAAAUGGUUGUGAUUUAAAAGCAAGCAUUGAAGAAACUAAAGUAAAAGAGCCAACUUCAAAUGGAAACCUUUUCAUGAAUUGGCCCUUAAUGUCAUCUAUAAUUGUAUAUUGUGUUUUCUCUCUUCAUGAUAUGGCCUACACGGAGAUAUUUUCACUAUGGGCAGUAAGUGAUAAACAGUUUGGAGGUUUGAGCUUUUCAUCACAGGAGGUUGGUGUGGUGCUUGCAAUCUCAGGCUUUUGUCUUAUGACAUUUCAACUCUGUCUAUAUCCAAGGGUUGAGAAGCUUUUUGGACCAAUCAUGGUGUCCCGCAUUGCAGCAAUUUUUUCAAUACCAUUAUUAUCGAGUUACCCCUUCAUAGCCUUGCUAUCAGGGCUCAGCCUUACAGUGGUAAUUAAUAUUGCGUCCGCAUUGAAGAAUGUUCUCUCUGUGACCAUUAUCACUGGACUGUUCCUUUUGCAAAACAAUGCUGUGCCCCAACACCAAAGAGGAGCUGCAAAUGGCAUUUCUAUGACUGGAAUGUCUCUUUUCAAGGCAAUGGGUCCUGCAGGAGGAGGUGCCCUGUUUGCAUGGUCACAGAAGCGUCAAACUGCUUCCUUUCUACCAGGUGAUCAGAUGGUCUUCUUUAUGUUAAACGUGAUCGAGUUCAUUGGAAUCAUCUUGACCUUCAAACCCUUUUUAACUACACACAACACAUAGCCUGCAGGACAAGAUCAAAGUGAGAUUAAAGGCUACGAUUCCACGUGAUUCUAUAAGUGGGGCCCAAUUUUUUCUCACUCUCAUUUUAUUUAAUAAAAUGGGAUUACAAACCCACAAGUGUACAUUUAUUUGUAGGUGAUUUACAUGAAAUUGAUGUACGUUAUGAGUGUAUCAAGUGGAAGUGGAAAUGUAUAUGUAACAUUCGGAGAUGUUAUGAUAUGAUCACAUUAUUUAAUUAUUUGAUGGUGAUAUUGGGUUUCAUCAGAC
Magnolia sinica is the source of this 2456-nucleotide messenger RNA. RefSeq names its product protein ZINC INDUCED FACILITATOR-LIKE 1-like. The transcript is spliced from 17 exons. The coding region runs from base 729 to 2189 and encodes 486 amino acids. Gene Ontology annotation, biological process: transmembrane transport. Gene Ontology annotation, molecular function: transmembrane transporter activity. The record is from RefSeq and is a predicted model, not a curated record. Lineage: Eukaryota; Viridiplantae; Streptophyta; Magnoliopsida; Magnoliales; Magnoliaceae.